Messenger RNA from Clupea harengus (Atlantic herring), 1999 nucleotides. It is a transcript of the gene mslnb, whose product is annotated as mesothelin-like protein. The transcript is spliced from 14 exons. Gene Ontology annotation, cellular component: cell surface. The coding region runs from base 443 to 1999 and encodes 518 amino acids. Lineage: Eukaryota; Metazoa; Chordata; Actinopteri; Clupeiformes; Clupeidae. The record is from RefSeq and is a predicted model, not a curated record. Gene Ontology annotation, biological process: cell-matrix adhesion.
GUGUGUGUGUUUGUGUGUGUGUGUGUGCGUGCGUUUGCCUCUGUACAGAAGAUGACUGUUAAAACAUAUCAAUAUUUUUAGCCCAACUCAGGAGAGGAGUAGUCUAGGCCAGCUGUAUUACCUUCCCCAUUUUAUUAUUAUUUUUUAAUAAUUAUAUUUCUAAAAGUAGCUUUUGGAGGUUGACUCCUUAUCUCUAAGCAUCAUGUUUCUUGAUUGCAUUACUAAUUGGAUCUUUUCUUUGUCUUUCUUUUCCCUGUAGAUCAUCUCCGUCGACACCUCAGUCGGGUCCAUCUUAACCAAUGUGCCAGAUCGCUUGGCAUCUCAGAUCCCAAGGGACUUCCUACAAGGCUUCUCCCAGACGACAGAGACGGUUACCAAGCUGAACCAGAAGACCUGGACAGUGAAUCAGGCUGUUCUCAUCUUUGAUACUGUAGCAUCUGGGAUGGAUACUGCAACUGACAUCUCGUUCCAAGUGCUGCAGGGCUUCACCUGCACCCGUGUGGAGAGCUUCACCAAGAUCAAGGUCAAGAGCCUGAUCAGAGGCUGCAGGAGACGCAAGAGCCGCAAGCUCAAACUCAAACAAUCACAGUUGACCUGCAUGUACUACUACAUGAAAGGGGAGUCGGAUGCCACAGACUACUCUCUCUUCCCUGCAGAUGUGCUGCUCUACUACGAUUAUUCCACGGUGACAAACUGUUCAAGCUACUUCACUGAGCUUGGAUUUGCGGACUUCAGUGUUCUCUCCAAUGUAUACGAAUCUACCAAAACAACGCUUCUCAGCAACGCCAAAACCUGCCUUAACAUCACUGGGUUCAACAUCGGUGCAGCGAACAUCGACAUCCUGGGCAACAUGGUGUGCCAACUGAACAGCUCCUACGUCCAAGACUCAGACCCCUCCAUCCUCGAGAAACUCAAGAACUGCGACGACCUCACAAGUUCACUAAUCUCCGGCAUGGAGACACUUCUCCUCUCGGGCGAGACUAAAUACGGCGUUUCGUCAAGGUGGACGCAGCAAACUCUAGAGGAUUUGGACAUUCUGCCUCUGUACUUCACGUCCACUCUCUGGAGAGAAAUCAAAAAGAGGGACGGCCGCAGAUUCCUGAAGUCUUUCAUUAAAGAGCUGAGACUCAAAGGCACUUCCAGGAAGAAGAUCCGAACCUUGAAGAGGGCAUUCCGAACAGCUCACAGAGCCAAACGUGACGCAUCAAUCGAGUGCACCGUGGGCACCAUCACCCAGGUCGAAAUCAAUGACGACACCUUCCCUAUCGAUUACGACGCCACACAGUUCAACGCCUGCUUGAGCGUCGCCACCCUCAAGAACAAUCUGCCAGCCAUCACAGACAAGGCAGAUGAAGACAGCUACCACCAGAUCAUUCUGGAGAAGUUAAAUCAGGCCUACCCAGAAGGCAUCUCAGACAAUGUGGUCCAGAUGCUGGGGCCAGCAUCCCGAGGGGCGACCACUGAUGACAUCAGCAAGUGGAACGUGACCAAUAUUGACACUCUGUCCUCUUUGCUUAAGACAUCAGACGGAGACUGGGCAGACAACCAGACCGAAGCCAUCAUGACAAAGUACCUUGCUGCAGGGCAGAGCAUUGACAGUUCUGCUCUGAACUCUCUGGGAGGCUCGGGUCUCUGUGCCCUGGACACCAGUGUGCUGGAGACCGUCACCUCCAGCAGCCUGAAGCAGGCGGACGCUCUCACCACCACCAGUUGCAGCCUGACCAAGAAGAAGGCCCUGUUCCCUAUCGCCCUGGCAGCCUUCGUCAGCACGGCCAUCACCAAGAGGUCAACCACAACGGUCACCUCCACACAGUACCAACUCAUCCAGUCAUACCUGGGUGGUGCCACAGAGUCGUUUGUCCGAACCCUCACCUCUUCCAGCAUCAACAUGGACAUGGACACCUUCAUUGCUCUAGACCAGAGUGUCAUUCAGUGUGUCGGACGUUUCAAGCCUGCUUGGCAGCACCAACGUGAACGACCUGAGCGCCUACUCCAGUAA